AUGUCCUCCACUACUGCAAUAUCACCACCUGAGGCCAGUCCAGAGGCUGACCGGGUCGGCUCGGGUAAAGAGGAGGGGGAGGAGCCGAAAGUGCUGCCUUGUCGAGUUACUUGCCGUGCUCCCAAUGUUGAGAUUGAUCUGCAUGCUAGGUAG
Perkinsus marinus ATCC 50983 is the source of this 153-nucleotide messenger RNA. RefSeq lists its product as hypothetical. The record is from RefSeq and is a predicted model, not a curated record. The transcript has a single exon. Lineage: Eukaryota; Perkinsozoa; Perkinsida; Perkinsidae. Bases 1 to 153 code for a protein of 50 amino acids.